Molecule: messenger RNA, 2451 nt
Organism: Phaethon lepturus (White-tailed tropicbird)
Lineage: Eukaryota; Metazoa; Chordata; Aves; Phaethontiformes; Phaethontidae
Gene: PTPN22
Product: protein tyrosine phosphatase, non-receptor type 22 (lymphoid)
Exons: 21
Coding region: 52-2451 (799 amino acids)
Biological process (GO): negative regulation of p38MAPK cascade; regulation of non-canonical NF-kappaB signal transduction; peptidyl-tyrosine dephosphorylation
Cellular component (GO): nucleus; cytoplasm
Molecular function (GO): non-membrane spanning protein tyrosine phosphatase activity
Source: RefSeq, a predicted model, not a curated record
ACAUGUCCGUUCCCCGGGUCGGCAGGCCAGUCACGCUCGGUCUCCGGCAACAUGAACCAAAGGGAGAUUCUGCUGCAAAACCUGGAAAGGGCCCAAGGCAAGAAGCUCAACCGAGAAGAGUUUGUUGAUGAGUUUUUGAAGCUGAAAAGGCAGUCAACAAAGUACAGAUCGGAUAAAAUCUACCCUACAGCAGCAUCUGAGCAACCAGAGAACACCAAGAAGAACAGAUACAAGGACAUCUUACCCUUUGACCACAGCAGAGUGGAGUUGUCCGUGAUUACAUCAGAUGCAGAUUCUCAUUAUAUCAAUGCCAAUUUCAUCAAGGGCGUCUAUGGGCCAAGAGCAUACAUUGCAACCCAGGGUCCUCUCCCCACUACUGUCAUUGACUUUUGGAGGAUGAUUUGGGAGUAUGAAGUCCUGAUUGUGGUCAUGGCUUGUAUGGAGUUUGAAAUGGGAAAGAAGAAAUGUGAGCGGUACUGGGCAGAGUUGGAUGGGUCUUCCCUGCAGUGUGGUCCUUUCUUCAUCACCUGUGAAGCUGAACAGAAGAAAAAUGAGUAUGUGAUUAGGACUUUAAAGGUGACCCUGAAUGAGGAAAUCCGCACCGUCUACCAGUUCCACUAUAAAAACUGGCCAGACCACGACGUCCCGUCGUCCAUUGACCCCAUCCUGGAGCUCACCAGUGAGAUUCGCUCCUACCAGCCGGACGACAGCGUCCCCAUCUGCAUCCACUGCAGUGCUGGCUGUGGGAGAACAGGAGUCAUCUGUGCAAUCGACUACACCCAGAAGCUGCUGAAGGAUGGUAUUGUUCCAGUGAACUUCAGUAUUUUCAGUCUGAUCCAGGAAAUGCGCACGCAAAGGCCUUCCAUAGUGCAGACCAAGGAGCAGUAUGAGCUGGUUUAUGAUGCAGUGAUUGAGCUCUUCAAAAGGCAGAUCAAAGCACUCGAUGCCCAGGAAGAUUCUGAUGCUUCACAGGUACAAACAAGGCAUCCUGUAGCCAAGCCAAUUCUGACUCCAGUGGAAGAUAUUUAUUCUCUGAGAUUACUAACCUGCUCAGAGCGAGAGGAUCAGGAUGUGCAUCAUCAUCUUCCUCUGGUGGUACAAAGCAAACCAUCCCUGACAUCAUUGUCUGCCACGGGAGUACACGACAGCGCUGGACGUGGAGUCCCUCCCAUCAGACAGGCCAUCUGCUUUGGCACUUUGAACUUCUUCAACUGCAGGAAGGCAGCUGGUGCUGAGAGGUGGGGUGCUGGGGAUGCUCUUCAGAAACACCGCAGUUUGGAGUUCAACAGCAUCUCUCCUGAGCAGUUGCUUCUGAACCUGGAACCGAAGGGAGCAGGCAAGAGAGGGCCUCAUGGCAGAGGACCUCUGACACGGACUGUAUCAACCCCUUUUGUGCUGGCACAGCGGGGAGAAGGCUGGGAAUGGGAUGGAGGGGAUGCAAGGCCUGUUUUGAGUUCACAGUUGCCAAAUGCCUGUUACUCAAGCUUUCAGGUGAAGAAGCAGGAUGGAUUUUCCGCUGUUGAGCUGAACCACUCAAGCCAAGAAGCAGCUGGCUCCCCGAGCCACAGGAACCUUGUACAAUGUCCUUACCCUUACUUCUGCUCAUCAGAAGACCCCUACUUCUCUUCACUCUCUCCAGAUGACCCCAUAUACCCAGUGUUUACCAAGUGCUUUGUGGAGGGGCAGGAUGCCCUUCUCCCUUCUUGUGCUGUGAGUGCCCCACUGCAGCCUGCUGCGGCCAGCUCUCCACCACCCAGGCCUAUGUCCCACCACAUCCCUGCAAAGGCCUGUAGUUCUCCUGCUGUGUUGUGCCAUCCAGGUAAUCUGUCCCUGUCUCCCCCAUUAGCCACCCUGCCACAGCCAGAUGAUGAUGAUCCUCCACCCCUGCCUGAGCGAACCCCUGAGUCCUUUAUUGUGGCCAAUGAAUCUGGACAAUUUCCUCUGGCUACUUCUGAUUUUGAGCUUCCAGUCAGAAAUACAUAUAUCGGAACCUCUUUGGAAUGGAGUGGUGAGUCUCACUCAGAGGUGUUUAAUGACUCGGUGAGACUGAGACCAUGUAAGAGUGUGAAGCUUCGGAGCCCACAAACAGAGACAACCCGGGAUCGCUCUAACUCUCCUCCUCCACUUCCUGAAAGAACCCCAGAGUCAUUUGUUCUUGCUGAUGCAGCAAGUCUGCAGCCUGCUGCAAGAAAUUCUAUGACGAGUCCUCCAGGCUUGGAGAACAAAGCUCCUGAAACAUUAUCAAAAGAGCCUACGAAAUGCUUCAGGAGAAGCAAGAGCUUGAAAAUAUUGAAAAAUGUGAGAAAGAGCAUCUGUAGUCCUUCUUCACUGACAAAACCAUCAGAAUCUGCCCCGUCAAACCAUUCAAGAUCUUUCCUUAACUUUGGCUUUGCAAAUCGAUUUUCAAAACCUAAAGGACCAAGAAAUCCACCACCGGCAUGGAAUAUUUAG